AAACGGCAAUGUCAAAUGCCGACAAGAACGCGGCGAAGGGAAGCGGCGCGUCUGCUGACCUUGCAGCGAACAAGAGAACGUGAGUGUAUCAGUGGCGACAGGCCAUUCGUAGGGACCGGCGGACACCACGUGCGCCUCAGUGCGUCCACGGACAGUAAUGGGUCCCUUCAACAACUCAGAUGCGCUUGAAGACGGUCGUGGCAACUCGUCAAUUGACCUCGUGAUGCCGUCUCUCCCCAGCAAUCUGGCGUGCAUCUUUGCGGGCUUUGCGUCGACGUUCACGUGCGACCGCCGCUUUUGCCCUACCGACAACUGCUGCCUCGUGGACGACGCCUGUCGACUGCUGCAGACGUACCCGUCGCCACCGACGUUCGUCAACGCUACGAUCGAGCUGCUGCACUCGCUGCCUCCCGUCGCCAGCGUGACCUUUCAUGGCAAUGGCCUGCGCCAAAUCGGCUUGGCUACCGACGCUGCGGCGAUGACGUCGAGUCCCACGACGUCCAUGUGGGUGCGUGCGAACCCGCAGGUGAACGGGACAGUGCUGCUGCCCGCAACCAUGACCGACGUGUAUUUUGCCGACUUGACGGACGAUCCCCACCGGUCGUUUGUGUGGCCCAAAGCGCUGCGCUCCCUGUCGAUGGACGACGCAGCGUUCGCCGUCGACACGCCGCUGCCAGCCUCGCUCGAGAGCUUUCACUGCAGCAACUGCGGCUGGUCGCGUGUCCGGCAUUCGUACGAAUGGCCCCCCGCCCUAAAGCACCUGACCCUACGUCGCAACCGCAUGCAGUCGUUCACAGCCAAGCACUCGUGGCCAUCGACGCUGCAGACACUGGACGUGUCGAGCAACCUCAUUGAGCUCUUCGAGGGCCUUCCCGUUGUCAAGUCACUCAACAUGCGUCAGAACCGCUUGCGCUCGAUUCACCUCUCGGUCCACAUGUGGGCCGACAACUUGGACUUUUCAAGCAACCCGUACCUUGAAUCUGUUCAAUGUGCGCAACUGCCGCACCCAUUUUCGUUCUUAAACUUGACCAACUCGUCGUACGCGACGCUGUCGCUCGACAAGAGCUGCGUCAAGGCGCUGGGAUUGGCGGCCGACAAGUCUGCAGCCGAGUUUGUCGUUGUCCCCAAAAGCUAUCUCAAUGGAAAGCCGUCGUGUCCGUUUGGGUGCUCGGCGUCGCUGACGGUCACCAUCGACGCCGAGCCAAGCGCCAUUGCCGUCUGCAACAUGACAGAUGUCCUGACGACGCAGCUCUGGAUCGGUAUCUAUAUUGCGGAAAGCGUCCUCGUCGUGCUCGCCAUCGUCGUCUUCGCGCUUCGACUCACUCGGUCGUUUUGCUUUGCAUUGACAACGACCAACACGAGCACCCACGACGGUAUCGAGCUCGAAUUCAUCCCAGCGCUACUCUCCGACGACGAGAUUCGCCGCCUGUUGCCACUCGAGCCCUACCGGCUGCGUGCGCCACUGACACUGUAUCCCCGGUCGAUCCUGGGGCGCGGUGCGACCUCUGACGUUGUCCUUGGGUCGUACCACGCGCAGUAUGUGGCCGUCAAGCAGAUUCGCCGCGAUCUUGUCUCGUCCGAGAUGGUCUGCGCCUUUGUCGACGAGAUCCGCCUCAUGGCGCGGUUUUCAUGCCCGUAUCUGGUCAGUUUUGUGGGCGUCCAAUGGUCGACGUUCUUGCAUCUGCAGUGCGUCGUCGAACACAUGGCGCACGGCGAUCUGCGCUCGUACUUGGAAACACACCGUACACUGCCGGCCGACGCGCAAUGGCGCAUGGCGCUGGCCGUAGCGCAAGCACUCGUGUACCUCCACGCGCAUAGCGUCGUGCACCGGGAUGUGAAGUCACGAAAUGUCCUCCUCGGCGAGAAUCUGCAAGCCAAAGUCGCCGACUUUGGUGUCGCGCGCCGCGUGGCCAGCAAAGACGACGAAGUCAUGACGAGUGCCGUCGGAACGUUCCGCUGGACGGCGCCCGAGGUGCUUCAAGGCGCCCGCUACGACACGAAAGCGGACAUUUACUCGUUUGGCAUGGUGCUCACGGAGCUCGACUCGCGCAAAGUACCGUAUGCGGAUGUUCGCAAUGGCCGCGGCCAAGCCAUGGGCAGCUUUACGCUUCUCUACCACGUGAUGCGAGGCGAGAUGCAGCCAUCCUUCUCAUCCGCGUGUCCCGAGUGGCUAAAGGACGUGGCACUGCGCUGCGUGGCGCUCAAUCCGGACAAGCGUCCCACGGCGCGCGAGGUCGUCCAGGCUCUUGAGGACGCCAAUAUCUUUACCAUUUUGAACGACGAUGAUGACGCGGACACAUCGAGUGAAAGCUCGAUCGCGCACUAAGCCAACAACCUAUUUACAGUGCUGCAGUACUAUGAUGCAUGGUGGGAGAACGUUAUGGUGAAUUCUCGUGCUGCCACGUCAUUUUGGAACAUGACGUGGCACCGUCUCGGCGAAG
Molecule: messenger RNA, 2441 nt
Organism: Saprolegnia diclina VS20
Lineage: Eukaryota; Oomycota; Saprolegniomycetes; Saprolegniales; Saprolegniaceae
Product: TKL protein kinase
Exons: 15
Coding region: 158-2326 (722 amino acids)
Biological process (GO): protein phosphorylation
Molecular function (GO): ATP binding; protein kinase activity
Source: RefSeq, a predicted model, not a curated record